CCUCACAGGUAGUAAACUACCAAGAGUGUCGCUUCCGCAACCACCAUGUUGAGACGCUCGAAGGUUUUCGCUAUCGCUGGUUUCAUCUUCAGUGGCCUUGCCCUGGUCUUUCUUAUCGCUUCCUUUGCCUCACCCUACUGGGUGGAAUCUCACAGAAAUGUCCAGCCUUCUGGAUUCCUGCGGAUGGGGCUAUGGGAAUCGUGCUUCAGGAACUACUACGACACAUACCAAAUCACCAACAAACGCUAUGAUGGCUGCUUCACAGUUGUGUCUUACGAGUUUCGGGAGCUGCGAGGCCGGUUUAUACCUACCUGGUUUCAAGCAGUUGAAGGCAUGGUGACGUUUUCGCUGAUCCUACAAGCUUGCAUUGUUGUCAUCAACAUCAUCUAUUUCAUCCACUGUUUCCAGAUCCAAACAGAGCUGUAUUGUAUUUUUGGUGCUGCAGUGGCCAACUUCAUCUGUGCUUUCUUUCUUGGAGUUUCCACCAUUAUGUUUGGUGUCCGAGUUGGGACAGACAGACAGUGGCUUCCGGAACCUGAUCUGAAUUAUUUGUCCUGGGCCUAUGGCUUCUGCAUCUUGUCAGCUUUUUUGUCCCUCUUUGGUGCCAUGGCCAUGCUGACAGACUUUUUUCGUCUCCGUUCGCAGGCAGCCUAUGAUAGCAGAGGUCAAUCCUAUGCCAUGUCACCUAACUCUUACAAAUAUUAGUAUAUACGUGUCAGAUUGUGAAAGAUGUGCAGUAUUUGUCUCAAUCCCAGCGAAGAAUGACAUUCAGCUUUGCUGGUAUUGAUCAAGAUAUGAAGACAUAGUGCCUUCCAAGGGGCAAAUGCUUGUGGAUGCUUGACCAAUCAGGUAUUUUUGUGUGUAUAAACAUAUAACAUUAGGAAAGUUGACUAAUGUGCACCAUCCAAACAGACAUUUAUUAAAAUGUUGACUGCAUAUUGAAAAUUAAAGAUUUCUUCUAUUUUACUGCUUAUUUCUUGUUGACAGGAAUGCAUAUCAGAUGCAGGUUAGCAUGUAAUAUUACCAAAUAUAACAGCUGGUUUUUUUGUUUUAGCUUUUCUUUUUCAUUUUCCUGUUAUUCGUUAAAAAAAAAUGCUACAAGAAAUUAUGUGACAAAUUAAGAUGAGCAGUUCCUAUUUCACAGUAAAGAUCAUUUUAUAGGAUAACGAAAAAACUUAGAAGUAUAGCUGUUUUUGUUUGGUACUGCAGAUUGUUGAAGGAAAAUGCUGAUGAGCAGCUUAAACAGAUAAAAAAAAAAAAGAGUUAUUUGUGUGUGUUUGCAUGUACAGUUAUGCUUACUUUGUCAUUGUGAUCAUAAUAAACAAUAUGAUGAUUGCUUUUUUUUUAAAUACUUAGACUAGAACUACUUUAGUAGGUUUGUGUUUGUAGUGUACAGCUGACUGAAAUUUGAUGAAUUAUUAAAUUCUAAUUCAUCUCUCAUUACAUUUACACAUGCACACGGACCUUGCCAUAUAUGUAGUAACUUAUAUAUUGUAGUGAAAAGAUUCUUGUUUCCUGUACAUUAUGUGUUCAAUUAUGGCUGCUGUAUAUUCUUGUAUCUAAAUUUUUAUUUCUUUAAGCUUGCAUUUUUACAGAUAGUUUCAGAACAAAAUGACGUAGGUCUCAGGUUUUCUUUGGCCCUUUUUUUUUUAAAGCGUCAUUGAAUAAAACCUCCAGGAGGUUCUAUUCGACUAACGAUAAGCACGUUUACAGCAGACACUUUAGAAAACAUUACAUGUUCACUUUCACCAGUAAGUAUAAAGGAGCAUUUUGUCUUUUGACUCUAAUUCUGCUUUACUAUCUUCUCAUGCCAGCAUUCUGUUACAAUGUAUUCAUCUCUCAGUUCUUUUGAUAUUCCUCUGAGCACAAGCAACUGAUCAGUCAGUUUGUAAAUGUAUGCUCUGGACUUUUUUGAAAAGCUGUUAAAAGUAGAAAACUGCAUGGGGCAAUGAAGUGAAAACUGUUUGAUGGGUUAUUAGUGAUGCAACAAGCAAACAUGAAGCAACUGUAAUUAUUCCAUCAGUUUGUGACUAGCGCAGGUCACUUCAUGGUGCUUUCUUAAAGUACUAUUUGUUUCUGGUUUAUUAUAUUAUGUAUUUUGCUGGGAUGCUUGCAGAUAUUGGCCAAGUAGACAAGACAAUGCUUUGGCAAAAUAAGAUUUAUAAUAUGAAAAAGAUUGUAUGCAUUUUGUAAAUAGAAUUUUAGCACAUAUCAUGGUGUGAAGUAUGAUAGUAACUGGUUAACUGUACCACCUAGAAAUUGUGUAUUUGAUGAGCAUGAAUUGGAGCACAAGUGUAUUUUCUAACUGUAUAGUUUGUAUGUGUGGUUGGUGGGGAGGGAGGAUAAGAGUAUUAUUGCAUUUUCUAAAAGCAUUGUUUGUGCAUUGCUUUAAGCUGUAUAAAAUAUAAAUAUAUAUGUAUAAAUCACUGUUAAUAAUUCCAUCGAUUUUUUUUUUAUAGUUUAGACUUGUAAAGAUAUUAAUAUUUCAGAAACAAAUUAAAUAAUUUUGAAACAUUAUUUGCAGUUUCUGCUUUUGGACUUAAAUUAGAUUCAUUACUGAUGCUGGACAGAUAGAGCCUUAUGCAAACACACAUUGGCAGCUAUUUUGUCCUUGAAGAUUUUCUUGUGUACUAGUUUGCAUGGGAAUCCUGUGACACAAAAUGGUUGCUUUCUGUUGUGGUAAACAAAUUUUAACUAAAGGCAAGUGAAUUUUUUAAAAGUUUUGUAACGUUUUUUAGGAGGUUGUCUUUGACGACUGUUUUAGUCUUUUUCAUCUUCAGAGAAAGUGAAUGAUUAUAUACUGCAGACUAAAAUUGCUUUUGGACAUUUGCAGAUUUGUGUCCAGGAAACUGUAGCGUGUUAAUUCAUUUGUUGUCAAGAUGCAUCCAUGAAAUUCUCUUUCAAGUAGCUGGUAUUGACAAAUUGCAAUUUUUACAUGUUUCAUUGCUGAACAUUCUUUAAAAAGUAAUUUGAAUAUUGAGAGAAAACCUGUUGCAAUUAAAACAUUUUAUAGGAA
Messenger RNA from Pomacea canaliculata, 3016 nucleotides. RefSeq lists its product as uncharacterized. The record is from RefSeq and is a predicted model, not a curated record. Bases 46 to 705 code for a protein of 219 amino acids. NCBI's taxonomy places the organism in Eukaryota, Metazoa, Mollusca, Gastropoda, Architaenioglossa, Ampullariidae. The transcript is spliced from 3 exons. Gene Ontology annotation, cellular component: membrane.